This is a messenger RNA of Ananas comosus (pineapple), 717 nucleotides long. RefSeq lists its product as uncharacterized. The record is from RefSeq and is a predicted model, not a curated record. The transcript has a single exon. Bases 1 to 717 code for a protein of 238 amino acids. NCBI's taxonomy places the organism in Eukaryota, Viridiplantae, Streptophyta, Magnoliopsida, Poales, Bromeliaceae.
AUGGACACGUACUUAGUUGACUUCUGGUCACACAAAUGGUGUGGAGAAAUCUCACUACAGUCCCUAUUGCCCGAGCUUUUUAAUAAAGUAGAGCUCAAGGUGUGCAAUGUGAAAGAUUGUUUUUCUACCAACGGAUGGAGAUGGAGAUGGAGAAAAAUCUUGAAAGGAACUGAAUCAGAAAGUCAACGACUUGGAUGGGCAAUUCAGGCGUUUAACGAGCUGCUCUCUAAUUUUCAUACGGUAAAUAGUCGGGAUAAUUUAUGCUGGCGGUGGAACAAGGGGCAAGGAUUUAUAGUUAAGUCUGUGUAUGAGAUGUUUAAUGAUAGGGGAGUUAAAGAUGAUCUACCAGCUAAGAUAUGGAGAUUACGCGUACCAAAGAAAGUGAAGAUCUUCAUUUGGCUAGUGCUAAAGAAAAGAAUUCCCACUAUAGAUAAUUUAAAUAAGAGAGGGUGGACAGGGAAUCAAUCCUGUGUUCUGUGUGCAUGUGCGCAAGAAACAGUGGACCACCUACUUUUGACAAUUGUGUUUAGUCGCUUUCUUAUGACGCGUACUUUUGAUGAGGCAAUGGAUGUCCAGUUUGACGAUGAUAUUAGAGGCUUUUGGGAGAAGGAGAUGGAAAGAGGGAACGGUCAGGCAGCUGUAAAGAGGCAGUGCUCCUUGGCAGCAAUCUGGUGGGUGCUCUGGAGACAGAGAAAUAAUGUUAUUUUCAAAAAUUGA